Lotus japonicus is the source of this 3657-nucleotide messenger RNA. Its product is annotated as pentatricopeptide repeat-containing protein At3g23020. Gene Ontology annotation, molecular function: protein binding. NCBI's taxonomy places the organism in Eukaryota, Viridiplantae, Streptophyta, Magnoliopsida, Fabales, Fabaceae. The coding region runs from base 198 to 2651 and encodes 817 amino acids. The transcript has 5 exons. The record is from RefSeq and is a predicted model, not a curated record.
CUCUCUAGUCUCUAUGUAAGAAGAUGCCCAAUCCUCCCUACAAUACAAAGUACAAAAACUGGAUAAAAUGAGAAGAAAAUGAGACUCUGUCAAAUCCGAUACGAUAAGAAAAAAGAGUAGUAGAGAGUGAAGCUGUCGUUGUUAGUUGUUAUCGUUCUUCCUGUUUUGUUUGUGUUGAUAAUUCUUCGGAACCCCAAAUGCUUCUGAGGCUUCAACUUUUAGAAUCCGCUACUCUUCCACUUGAAAACUCUGUAUCCAUUCCCAUCCCCAAACAUCACGCACUGCCCCAUUCUCCCAAUGGCAUACACCAAGAAUUUCGACUAAAGAAACUGAAUCUGGAGAAAAAUGUUGACUCUGGGAUUCCACAGAAAAGGGGUGAUAAUGGGUCUGUUCUGAAGCAGCGCAAGGUGCACUCCAGAUGUUCGAAGAAAUGCUCAUCUUACAGUGGAUGUAUUCCUGCAGUUCUACAAGCUUUGAAUACCAUUCAGGAUUUGGAUGAGGCGCUCAGACCAUGGGAGGAGAGUUUCUCCAACAAGGAAAUGAGUAUUAUUUUGAAGGAACAGGUUUCUUGGCAGAGGGCAUUGCAGAUUUUCGAGUGGUUCAAGAAGAAAGGUUGUUAUGACUUGAACGUGAUUCAUUAUAAUAUAAUGCUUUGGAUACUCGGCAAAGCCCGAAAGUGGAGCCUUGUGGAGAGUUUGUGGAAUGAAAUGAAUUUCAAAGGGGUUGCGCCUGUCAAUUCCACAUAUGGAACCUUGAUUGAUGUUUUCAGCAAAGGUGGACUUAAAAAAGAAGCACUUGCUUGGCUUCAAAGGAUGCAAAGUCAAGGGAUGGAACCUGAUGAGGUCACAAUGGGGAUUGUCGUUCAAUUGCACAAGAGGGCCGGAGAGUUCCAAAAAGCUGAAGAGUUUUUCAGGAAAUGGUCAAAUGGUGAACCUUUAAGAUUAGGGAUUAAUCAUGAUAAGGUGGACACUGCACAUCUGAACAAUGAGGGAUCACAUAUCAACGUUUGUUUAAGCUCACGGACAUAUAAUACCUUGAUUGACACAUAUGGAAAGGCUGGUCAACUUCGAGCAGCAUCUGUAACUUUUGCUAACAUGAUCAAACAAGGGAUACCCCUGACCACAGUGACACUCAAUACAAUGAUUCACUUGUACGGAAACCAUGGACGUCUACGGGAAGUUAGUUUGCUGUUGCAGAGAAUGGAAGAGCUUCAAUGCCCACCUGACACACGGACAUAUAAUAUCCUCAUUUCUCUUUAUGUCAAACAUAAUAAUAUCAACAUGGCAGCAAAAUAUCUUGCAAAGAUGAAAGAGGCCUGCCUUGAACCUGACCAUGUGAGUUACCGUACCCUCUUGUAUGCAUACUCAACUAGGAAAAUGGUCAAAGAAGCUGAAGAACUCGUACAGGAGAUGGAUGAAAGGGGUCUUGAGAUUGAUGAAUUAACUCAAUCUGCUUUGACUAGGAUGUAUGUAGAGUCAGGUAUGCUUGAGCAGUCAUGGUUAUGGUUCAGAAGGUUCUACCUAGCUGGGAGUAUGACUUCUGAAUGUUAUUCCGCCAUUAUUGAUGCAUAUGGCAAACAAGGUUACACUUUAGAAGCAGAGAAAGUCUUUUUGUGCUGCAAAGAAAGGAAGAAGCUCAGCGUCCUUGAGGUUAAUGUGAUGAUUAAAGCUUAUGGAAUAGGGAAAUUCUAUGAUAAAGCAUGUCUAUUAUUUGAUUCUAUGGAGGAAUUUGGUGUUGUUGCAGACAAAUGUACCUUCAGUUCUCUCAUACAUAUUUUGGCCAGUGCUGACAAGCCAAACAUUGCAAAACUUUAUGUGAAAAAAAUGCAGGAGACAGGAUUGGUGAGUGAUUGCAUCCCAUAUUGUGCAGUGAUAACAAGCUUUGCAAAGUUUGGACAAUUGGAAAUGGCAGAAGAAUUAUACAAGGAGAUGAUUGGAUAUGGUGUGCAGCCUGAUGCCAUUAUUUUUGGUGUAUUAAUCAAUGCUUUUGCUGAUGCGGGAAGUGUUAAAGAAGCCAUCAGCUAUGUUGAUGAAAUGAGAAAGGCAGGCUUGCCAGGGAAUCCAGCUAUAUGUAACUCUUUGAUAAAGUUGUAUACUAAAGUAGGCUACCUGAAAGAAGCACAAGAAACAUACAAGUUGCUUCAAUCAUCACAACAAGGCCCUUCUGUAUUUUCUUCAAAUUGUAUGAUUGAUCUUUAUACUGAGCGAGUUAUGGUUGAACAAGCAAAUGAGAUAUUUGAGAUCUUGAGGGAGAAUGAAGUUGCCAAUGAGUUUUCUUUUGUGAUGAUGUUAUGCAUGUAUAAGAAAAUUGGUAGACUGGAUGAAGCCAUUCAAAUUGCAAAUCAGAUGAGGAAACUAGGACUCUUGACUGAUCUAUUGAGUUAUAAUAAUGUGCUUGGCUUGUAUUCUAUGCGCAAGAGGCUAAGGGAAGCUAAAGAGACAUUCAAAAAAAUGAUAGAAUCUGGCAUUGAACCUGAUGAUUUUACUUUCAGAGCUCUUGGACAUCUUUUGCUGAAUUGUGGUGUUUCAAAGCAGGCUGUUGGCAGGCUAGAAGUAAUGGUGAAGAGGGAUGCUCCUCGUGGCUUGCAAUCGUGGCUGCUGACACUUUCAUGUGUGCUUGAAGGGGAUGGUUAUAGCUGUACAAAUGAAUAGAAGUGGUUAUUUAUGGAUGGAGCCUACCUAUUCUGGCCUUCCUCCGUGGCUGAUUUUAUGCUUCUUUACUAGCUUAAAGGCUGAGGCUAUAAUUGGAACCAUUCAAUCAUGGCAUCUGGAAUAACUACUGGAUUCUGGGAUGGGAACAAGUUUUCACCCUUUCUGAGUAUUCAUUGAAGGUUAGCAAUGGGAAUCAUAUAGUUGAACCCUCUCUGGAAUUGUAUCAUAUGAAUCAUGUCCAACUUUGAAUGGUGUUUGCUGGAGAUAUUGAUCCUGAAUGCUUCUUUGGAGAAGAUAUGGCUUUACCACCAGAUGAUUUUAAUUUUCUACACCUCCUUGUUCAGGACUCAAAUAGCCUGUAUUCAAUGAAGUCCCUCAAUCUGACAGUUGUUUUUUGAUCCUAUACAUUUGGCCAAAUCUCAGCUUUGCAUUUUUCACUCCAAUAAAAGGGAUAAGAAAGCUACUUGUAACGAGCAGAACUGGAUAUAGAGAUGUGCAAAGCUACAGGAGAGUCUGUUUGCAUCUGCUUUUCAUUAUUGCCAAUAAUAAAAUUUCAUUUUCUUUUUUAUUACAUUGUUUGUAAAGGCAUCUAAGUUCUGAAAAAAUUAGAAGGACUUCCCUUGUUUUUGAAAAUUACACCUGGCUCUGAAUCUUAUACUAGCACAUACAUAGUAUGAGCUAUCUCUUCUUGUUUCUAAAAUUACACAGAGCUCCCUUAUAUAAAUUCCAGUAUACCUUACAUUUCCCAGGAGAUAUAUGGGAGGUCACCUUUUGUUGCAGAAUCAAGAAGGGAGGUCUGUCUAAUUUUAUCAAACCUUGUCGGGUUUGUGUCUAUACAUUCUUAUGAGAAGAGAGUGAAUGAUUCUGUUACUGUGUUAACAUUAAAUUCUCAUGAGAAGAGAGUGCAUGGUUCUAUUACUGUGUAACAUUAUUUUUACCUUCCGCAAUAUAUUUUAGAUUGCUCAGAAAGAUAAUGAAUAUGAAAAUCAUAUGGAAGUACAUGAAA